Molecule: messenger RNA, 1553 nt
Organism: Anopheles coustani
Lineage: Eukaryota; Metazoa; Arthropoda; Insecta; Diptera; Culicidae
Exons: 2
Coding region: 383-1552 (389 amino acids)
Source: RefSeq, a predicted model, not a curated record
AGUAAUCGUCACGACGACGAGGCAGCAGAUACGAUUUGGUAGUAGUUCCGUUGGACGACUUUACGAACACGUUCCCGUUUCCGAAAGAUUAUUUACAAACGAUCUCACAAUUGCGAAUCAUUUAGCAUAUUGAUGGCAACUAGCUUGAUGUAUUUCAUUUCAUCUGCAGUGCAGUGGUGGUAGAAAUUGGUAGAAAGGCGUAUCUCGAUUCAAACUUGUCUGUAGCGACUACGCCGUAGCUUACUCGAUCCACUUUGCUCAUUAGCACAUGAACAGUUUAGAGACAUACCGUGCUGUGCUUUGAGUCUGAUCGGUUCGCUUUGGUCGUCUGUUGGUCGCUGAAAAGGUUAGAUUGAUUGUUGAAUAUUCCGUUCGCAUCAAAAUGCCUUCAAAUUCCGUUUUUAAAUUCCGAUCCCAUGCCAAGCGAAGCGAUCCCAGUGAAAGUAGUAAAGUUUUCGAAAUUGAACAAUGCAUGUACAAUUUAUCAGAGGAUUUUAUCCGGCAGACCAGCUUGAACGAUGCGCAGAAAACCGAAUCCAACCGCUCCACCGUUGCGGCGAACGAUGGCAGCGAGGAAAUCUUCAGCAUUACACCGGUCGCGCACCGGGUGCAUCAGCUUUGGGACAUUCUGCGCCAUCCGAUCAGCGAAGACAUCAUGAAGAAGCUGUGCUUCAGUGAAAUGCUUUUGGUUUGCGACGGAAGCGAAAAUAUAGUGGGUGGCGCCGCUAUCAACGUCAGCUUGAUAGCGGAAGAAGUAUUAGCAGCAUUUUCCAGUACCAGACUCACAUUCUUCGGACGCACGGCCGAAAGUGAGCUGAUGUCGUUUGCGGAUCGAAAUUGCCGCCCGUUGCAAGAGCGAAAAUGUGAAACGCUGAUCGCGGGCAACACAAGGCAGGAAAAGCAAAUACAGCUCUACUUUGACGAACAACACCACGUAACGGCCUACCGGCAAGAGAGUGAUGGCUUACAUUCCGCAAGCUUUCAAGGCUUGCUGAGCACGGCAGAAAAGUGUGGCGACCAUAGUAACGGGCAACAAAUUAUCGUCCCGGAUGGGCUGCAACUGCUGCUGCUACGGUAUUUGAUCCUGACUAACUUUGUUGGCGAAAUCUGCAGUCAGACGGUUGACGUUCAGGGCAGGGUUGGCAAUUGCAUUCAUAAAAUUUCACCUGCUGUCCCAACAGCGGCACCUUCGAGACUGGAUGGGAAAAUAUCCGAAACCAUGAAGGAAGUCAGAAAAACUAUCUGGUUCUCGGAUGGUUCCGAGCCAGAGGAAAGCGUGUCUCACUAUUCCGCUACCGGCCGUUUGCUGCGGCAUGGUUGGAAUAAUUCUAAUUAUAUCCUCAUUUCAAACCCUUUUGGCAGUCGACCGCCAGCGCACAUUAUGGAACUGGAGCGUAGCAUUAAGGAUUACGUGGAAGCGUUGUCCGGCUUGAUUAAAAAUGAAUCCUCCCUAAAGGGCUUGUUUGAGGAUAUCGAUUUCUCGUUAAAAGAGAUGGAUAGGUGCAAUCAAAUUGUAAAUCCGGUUCUUAUUGAUAUAAUAAAAGAUUUGUAAU